Messenger RNA from Bipolaris victoriae FI3, 1107 nucleotides. RefSeq lists its product as hypothetical. The transcript has 2 exons. Gene Ontology annotation, cellular component: peroxisomal matrix. Gene Ontology annotation, molecular function: fatty acyl-CoA hydrolase activity. Gene Ontology annotation, biological process: fatty acid catabolic process; acyl-CoA metabolic process. NCBI's taxonomy places the organism in Eukaryota, Fungi, Ascomycota, Dothideomycetes, Pleosporales, Pleosporaceae. The record is from RefSeq and is a predicted model, not a curated record. Bases 1 to 1107 code for a protein of 368 amino acids.
AUGGCCACCCUCAUCCGCCCCCCGCCCGCCGACCAUUCGCAGUCGGCCAUUGAGAACGUCCUCGAACUGACGCAGCUGGCCGACAUUGAUCCCAACAUCUUCACAAACACUCGUCCUCUAUGGCAUCCCCCCGGUGCGCGCGGUAUCUUUGGCGGUGCUGCCAUUGCCCAGACACUCAGCGCCGCCCAGAAGACGGUUGACCCCGACUUCACUGUGCACUCGAUGCACUGCUACUUCAUCCUUGCCGGUAACUCAGAGAUACCCGUCAUAUACCAUGUAGAAAGGGUGCGCUCGGGAAAGUCGUUCGCAACCAGGACAGUGCAGGCCCGGCAAAGGGGCAACGUCAUCUUCACCACGACCAUGAGUUUUGUUCGCCAGAACAGUGGAGGCGCCCAAAAGGUCGAGCACAUCUACCCCAUGCCAGACGUCCCGGCGCCCAAGGAAGGUAGUGACGACUUAAGGACGCCCAACGAUGGCCAAAGUCCUUUUCAGACGCAACUGUUGCCCAUUGAAAACGCAGACGACUCCGAUAAGCCCCAUACCAAAAGAUGCCGACAAUGGAUCAAGGCUCGCGGUAAAAUCUCUCCCGCUGGCGGUCAUGAAGCCCAUCUCUCCGCCAUCGCAUACAUGUCCGAUAGCUACUUCAUUGGCACCGUCGCACGUGCGCACAAGCUCCUGCGCUACUCAAACCAGCGCAAGAGCAGGGCCAGGUCGAGCAUCGACGAGGACGUGCUCAAGAAGCUGCUCGAGAUGGAUGACGCCGAGCUCCAGCGCGAAAGCUCUCUCAAUGAAUCAGAUAAGCAGCGCAUACGUGAACUGAGGAAAGCAGAGGACCUGGCAAAGAGCAAAGACGCAAAGCCCGAGAUUGGCAUGAUGGUUAGUCUAGACCAUACCAUCUACUUCCACAACCCUCGCAGCUUCCGCGCAGACGAAUGGAUCUUCACCGAGAUGGAGACCCCUUGGGCUGGUGAUGGCCGUGGUCUCGUUUCCCAGAGAAUGUAUACCAAGGAUGGCACGCUCAUCGCCAGCUGCGUCCAAGAGGUAAGUGGCUUACUCCCGUCUGUCAUGGUGAACUGUGCUGACAUGAACAGGGCGUUAUACGAUUGA